AAACAGGGCUUUGGGUUUUUUCAGCGGUCUAUUAUGAAUCAGUUUGGUCAUCAGUAUACUGUCCAACCACCACCUACCUUUUAUACGAGUGAUAUGAAUUCAUUUGGAAAUGCUGUUCAAAGACCUGGACCCAGGCCUUAUAGUUUUGAAGUUCCACCUCAAGAUUUUCAGUCUACACCCCCUCUUCGGAGUGACAGUGGAUAUUCGCUUUGUCCAUCCCAGUAUUACAGCAGACCUGGGAUAAUGCCUUCCACAGACGAAACUUGUGUUAAUUUUUCAGAACAACUACCAAUAACCUCUGAAAUCAAUGAAAAUAGCAACGUAGUCCUUGACUAUCAGAAUCAGUUUAGUUUUCGUGUUCCUCCCGAGAUUCCUACCUGGAUGACCUUAAAUUCCUCAGCUAGUAACUUCUACACUGAUAUUCAAAAAUACACUUCACAACCUAAUCCAACACCCCAGUCGGUAUAUACUGGGAUUCCAGUUCAUUACAAUAGAACUCCUGAGAACUCUACGUUUCAAAAUCGUGGGCGUGUUAGAACUCCUGGUCCUUUCAAGGGAAAUAGAGGAAGUCUUCGAAAUCGCCCCAACCAAGGUACUCACACCGCUAAUACUGCCGGUACGACGACAACUACAAAAGAACCAUCCAUUUUUUACUGCGAUAUUUGCAAAGUUAGUUGUGCAGGUCCACUAGCCUUCAAAGACCAUGAAUCUGGUCAACGCCACAAAAAAAGAUUGUCCCAGGUUGAAGCGAUUGAAAAAUUAAAACAGGAAGUCUCUACCGAUGGAAGUUCAUCAUUAAUUAUUAACUCAGCUUCACGAGAAUUACGUUGUGAGCUUUGUGAUGUUGGUUGCACCGGUGCCGACUCUUAUACUGCCCAUUUAUCUGGUAGACAGCAUCAACGUACGCUCAAGUUACACAAGGAAUUGGGGAAACCAAUUCCAGAAACUGAUGAUCCCCUUGUACCAGCUAUUGUGGCAGAUAUGAUUGCCACUGCCGCUGACAAUGCUAAACCAGUUGAAGCGGAUGAAAAUAAAACAAAUCCUACGGAAAACACGUUUAUGAAACAUAUUGAUUUAAAACAACUUGCUGGUCCUGAACUACCUGCUGUUGGACAAGAGUAUUUAGAAACUAUUAUUAAUAGCAACAACAAAACUGUUAAAUAUCGUUGCAAGUUAUGUGAUUGUGAAUUUUCAAAUCCAGAUUCUCGUGAAUGUCAUUUACGUGGUCGUCGUCAUCGUCAACAGUACAAAAAGAAAGUCGAUCCAUCGUUUAUUGUCGAUCCAAAUCCAGGAAAUCAACUUCGUCGAAAAGUGAUAGCAGCUAAAGAAAAGAAGACGAGACGUAACGAACCAAAACAAAAUACUAGCAGUUUCCCCAGUUUCAGUACCUUGCGUAAUAGCAGUAUGACAGGAAAUUGUAUGAGUGGGAUCCCAUAUGACCGUUUUCCUGCACAAGUCCCUCGAAUAUACACGACUCAAACUCCUAAUAAAUCUCUAGAAAGCAGGUACAUCAGUUCUAAGCAUACAUCUUUGCUACCGACAGCUUGGGAAGUUCAGGCAAUGAUGUUGGCUGUAACGAUUUGUGAGCGCUCCUUGAAAGGCGUUAGUAACGACCUUUUAAAACAGGCGCGUUCAGCAUCAGAUCUUCCUGAUACCACCAUAUGUGCUAAAUCUUGUGAUGAUGAUAAUAAUCUGGAUGAAUUGGAAGAAAAAGUUGGUGAACGUCUGCUUUGUGGUGUUGUUCGUGUUGGUGCAUUGGGAAAAAAUGUACUCUUAAGGGGUGAACAUUCAGCAGAACUAGUUUUAAUAUGUUCUAAAUGGCCUACUAAAGAGUUAACAACUUAUGUAUCAACUAGUAUUACAAAAUUAAUGGAGUCACUGGAAUCCCGUCUUCAAUAUACUGUCACAGCAGAGCCUACUAUGGGAACAAUUACGGUCGUUGUGUCCUGUCCAGAUCCAUCCUUACUGAAUAAAAGUGACACCUGUGAAGUAAAUUUAAAACCUGCUUGCAAAGAAAACGAAUCUGCGAUAUGGCCUACUAUAACACUGGUAAUCAACUUAACUUCCCCGAUAGUAGUUCAAAAAAAUGAAGCCGCUCCUGAAGAUAAAAAUGAAGUCCCACCAGUUGUCCAACGUUUGAUCGUUGAUGGUCAUCCAAUUCCCAAAGAAAAGUGCAUCAAAUCCAUAGAUGCUCUUGAUCAUGCUUCAUGGUUUCAAGUAAGUGCUUCAGUAUUUCAGUUUGUCUGAAAAAGUAGUUACUUUUUCCAAGUUAUUUAGUACUUUUCUUUUAGAAGUAAAAUUUUAGAUGCUAUCAGUUUAACCUUGCAUAUCUCAACCUCUCUAUUAGUUCUAACAGCAUCUGAUAUCACAGUAUUCAUGAUCAAAUUCCGCUCUAACUUCCUAAUAUUUCUGAUGUGUCCAUGAUCAACCAUUCUCUUUGUCUUCAUACGCUACCAGUGCUGACCAUUCGAGUUCACCAAACGCUAUUCGUAGUCUCCUGAAACCACUCUCGAAACUAUAUGUUUGAACCUCAUGUCAAAUAAUACAAUAAGCUUUCUUAGCCAGAACCAUGUGAUCUCUCACUAUCUCUUUAUGUUGUUUCUCCAAAACACAUACAGGAUCACUCACUUUUCACUUAGUCUUUUUGAAGAUCUGGAGUGGUUGGACAAAAAGAAAUUUCAGAUGGUUUCUCUUUAAUGUUCUUAUGAUUAUUUUCAUAUCAUAUUUUGAUUUUAACCAUUUAUGUUUUCCAUUCAGCAUAUUGCGAGCGGAGGUCCGAUACUCUUAAUUAGUCGUAUUUUACGCGACUUUAUCCAAUCUAAUGAAUACUGGAUCGAAUUAAAUGAAUUUGAUGUUGAAGUACACUUAGAUCAUCUCUUAUCUUUAGAGUACAAUAUGGUUAUUCGUUCUGGUUUCACUUCCCUCCCAUCUCAGUGUGGGUCACCGAGAAAUAUGCUUUCUGUACCAAGUGACUUUUUCCAUCCUUGCAAAUUACUACGUAGAUUUUUUGAAUCAAUGGCAAAUGGAUAUUUGUUCUUUGCAAUAAAACAUUCAUCUAAUUCAAAUAACACUGAGGAUUCUCCUAGGGAGAAUAAUAUACCUGUGGCGUGUACAAAACCAUUUUAUGUUACAAUUUCUAAUGGAAUAUCAGAUGAAGUUUGUGAAAAAAUAACUGUUUCUGCCCAACAAAUAGUCAGACAAAUUGCUUUUAAUCAAUUAUACAAGGUUCUUGGUAUGGAACCUCUGGAUUUGCCUCACAACUCAGAUUUUGUCCAGUCAGGUGGUAAACAAGAACAAAAUCCCGAUGUUUCACAAGGUCAGGAUACUUCCGAAAUCGAAUGUUCAGCUGAUGAUAAGAAGCAACAAAAUAAUUCAUCUCUUAAUGUCAGUUCUGUAGCAAAUGGCAUGAAAACACAGGAAUUCGCGGCAGAAGCACUAAACGUUGAGUCAGAAUGCACUCCGGCCAAGCGAACUCGCCGCGCUACCGCCAACUCGAAAUCUUCCAUUUAAUUAUCUGCAUUUCAAUAUUACACGUCCAUUUAUUUGGUUCCACUGUCUUGAAGUUCUUUUAUAUCAUCCACAUGUUGUUCAUUCGUUCUUAAUCAAAUAUACAAUUUCCUAGUUAUUGUG
Molecule: messenger RNA, 3630 nt
Organism: Schistosoma guineensis
Lineage: Eukaryota; Metazoa; Platyhelminthes; Trematoda; Strigeidida; Schistosomatidae
Source: the annotation of a GenBank genome assembly